CUUUUCUUAGUCCUUCAGUGACUCUACAAACCUAUUUUCUGAGGAGCUCAGCUUGGCCUUACUUCAGUGAUAACGGAGGAGAGGCUGGCUGCUACAAACGUUAUUGAAGAUGUCCAGCAAAGGGAGCAGCACAGAUGGCAAAACAGACUUGGCUAAUGGAAGCUUGUCCAGCAGUCCAGAGGAGAUGUCUGGAGCUGAGGAGGGGAGAGAGACAUCCUCAGGCAUUGAAGUGGAAGCCUCAGACCUGAGCUUAAGUUUGACCGGUGAUGAUGGUGGCCCUAAUCGCACUAGCACAGAAAGUCGAGGCACAGAUACAGAGAGCUCAGGUGAAGACAAAGACUCUGACAGCAUGGAGGACACUGGCCAUUACUCCAUCAAUGAUGAAAACCGAGUCCAUGAUGGCUCAGAGGAAGAAGAAGAGGAGGAGGAGGAGGAGGAAGAAGAGCAGCCUCGACGCCGUGUACAGCGCAAGCGGGCCAACCAUGAACAGGACUCAUCAGAUGAUGAGCGGGCCCUGGAAGACUGGGUAUCUUCAGAGACAACAGCUCUGCCCCGACCUCGCUGGCAAGCCCUUCCUGCCCUUCGGGAGCGGGAGCUGGGUUCAAGUGCUCGCUUUGUAUAUGAGGCCUGUGGGGCAAGAGUGUUUGUGCAGCGUUUCCGCCUGCAGCAUGGGCUUGAGGGCCAUACCGGUUGUGUCAACACCUUGCACUUUAACCAGCGUGGUACCUGGCUUGCCAGUGGCAGUGAUGAUCUGAAGGUGGUGGUGUGGGACUGGGUGCGGCGGCAGCCAGUACUGGACUUUGAGAGUGGCCAUAAAAGUAAUGUCUUCCAGGCCAAGUUCCUUCCUAACAGUGGUGAUUCCACCCUGGCCAUGUGUGCCCGUGAUGGGCAGGUGCGGGUAGCAGAACUGUCUGCCACACAGUGCUGCAAGAAUACCAAGCGUGUGGCUCAACAUAAGGGAGCCUCCCACAAGUUGGCGCUGGAGCCAGACUCUCCUUGUACGUUCCUAUCUGCAGGUGAAGAUGCAGUUGUCUUCACCAUUGACCUUAGACAAGACCGGCCAGCUUCGAAACUGGUAGUGACAAAAGAGAAGGAGAAGAAAGUGGGGCUGUAUACAAUCUAUGUGAAUCCGGCCAAUACCCACCAGUUUGCAGUGGGCGGACGAGAUCAGUUUGUAAGGAUUUAUGACCAGAGGAAAAUAGAUGAGAAUGAGAACAAUGGAGUGCUCAAGAAAUUCUGUCCUCAUCACCUGGUGAACAGUGAGUCCAAAGCAAACAUCACCUGUCUUGUGUACAGCCACGACGGCACAGAGCUCCUGGCCAGUUACAAUGAUGAAGACAUUUACCUCUUCAACUCCUCUCACAGCGAUGGGGCCCAGUAUGUUAAGAGAUAUAAAGGCCAUAGAAAUAAUGCCACAGUAAAAGGUGUCAAUUUCUAUGGCCCCAAGAGUGAGUUUGUGGUGAGCGGUAGUGACUGCGGGCACAUCUUCCUCUGGGAGAAAUCAUCCUGCCAGAUCAUUCAGUUCAUGGAGGGGGACAAGGGAGGCGUGGUAAACUGUCUUGAGCCCCACCCUCACCUGCCUGUGCUGGCAACCAGUGGCUUAGACCAUGAUGUCAAGAUCUGGGCACCCACAGCUGAAGCUUCCACUGAGCUUACAGGGUUAAAGGAUGUUAUUAAGAAGAACAAGCGGGAGCGGGAUGAAGAUAGCUUGCACCACACUGACCUGUUUGAUAGCCAUAUGCUCUGGUUCCUCAUGCAUCACCUAAGACAGAGACGCCAUCACCGGCGCUGGCGAGAACCUGGGGUUGGGGCCACAGAUGCAGACUCCGAUGAGUCUCCCAGCUCCUCAGACACAUCGGACGAGGAGGAGGGCCCCGACCGAGUGCAGUGCAUGCCGUCCUGAGGCCUCACACCAGAAGGGAUGGGCUGGGGCUGCCAACCCGAUCCUGCCUGGGCAGCUCUUUUUUGUCCCAGGCCUUUACAUUCAGCAGAAAUGCACUUUGGACUUUUUGCUUUAGAUAAAAGACAUCCCAGGAAAAGGACAAACCAGAAGGGAAUGAACCAUUAACAGAGAGUACCUAGGAGUGGGAGUUGACCGCUGAAUUGGGUUCCAUGGAAAGGUGCAUAGGACUCAGCAAAAAUGAUGACGUCCUCCUGAAGCUUUUUUGGGAGAGGAGUCUGUUUUGUUAACUGGUUUGGGGUAGGGAUUGGAGUUUCUUUUCCUUUAAUCUCCCUUGUUUCUUGGGAAGGAGGCAGAGGGACAAAUGACUGAUCAGUACCAAGGGGCCGGAGUGAGGGGUAGGAGUGCCACUCUCUCUCUUUGCUUUAGGUUUUGACCCUUUAUUCCUUUAUUAUUUUUUUAAAGUCUAAGACAGUUUCAUUGUUUUUCCCCUGAGCAACCCCAUCCCAGCGUCCUGUUUUUCUGGGAAGUCCUUAGAGCCCCUAACCAUCCCACACUCUUCACUUUUCCUUUCCACCUCAUUCAUUGUCUGUACUUAUCACAGUGUUUUGCACUUGAUUAUGUAUCCUUCACUCUCUUCUCUUCAUCCCAUCAUCCCCCAAACCAGUCUGGUGAUGGAGGUUGGGGGAAGGUGGGAAGAGGGGUAGAGGUAGAGGAAGAAUAGGAAAGAUGUUACAUCUUUUGUUAACUUAAAAACAAAAGUCUGUGUGGUGGCAGCAAUCUCCCUGUCCCUAUCACUGUUAGAGGCCUAAUUUUUUUUAUCUAUAAAUAUAUUAAAAAGCAAGUCAAACUUGGAUAUAUCAAGUUAAAGUUAUUGUCAAAGUUUAAAUACUUAUAUAUUCUCUAUGAAUGCAAUAAAGGGACUUAAAGAGAGAGUUGAGCAAGAGUAAUAAUGUGGAGGUAACAUUUGGGGUCAGCCUGCCCUCUAGUAUGGCCACUGAAGAUUGGGCUUACUCUUUAGGUUUCAGGAGGCUGGAAAAUGGAAGAAUCUUCAUUUCUGCCCUUCCUUCCUUCUCCUGCCUUGGUUUUAGAGAUUGGGGAAAAAAGGAGAGUCCUCUCAACUCUUCACAUCAGAUCUCCUACCUCUCCUUAAGUCUUGUGGGGGUUCCCAAGAAGCCUCUUCUUCCCAGAAGUUGGUCCAUCUUUGAAACUUGGCUGAACUAUGACUUCAGGAAGGGUGCCACCACUGCAGACCAUCUCUUAGUAUGUGUGUUAGAAGAGACCCACACAC
Molecule: messenger RNA, 3191 nt
Organism: Orycteropus afer afer
Lineage: Eukaryota; Metazoa; Chordata; Mammalia; Tubulidentata; Orycteropodidae
Gene: DCAF8
Product: DDB1 and CUL4 associated factor 8
Cellular component (GO): Cul4-RING E3 ubiquitin ligase complex; cytoplasm
Molecular function (GO): protein binding
Source: RefSeq, a predicted model, not a curated record